AAACAGGUGAUUAGUAAACUGUCAGUUUCAAGCCAAUUUAUCCUAAUCCUAAUGGAAUACAGGCUAGGACUGGGGACUGGGACUGUUGGAAGAUAGAUAGUUGUGUUUCCCCCUCAACUGUAAAAACUUAAAUUGCGUUAGAACAUUAAACUUAGACCAUUAAGUUUUGACAAUUAAAUCACUGAUAGUAAUAAAUGCAUUAUUGACUAAUCCGAACAGCUGUGUAGCAAUAAGUUAAACCCUAAAACAAAUUUGUUUUUGUUUGCGUUUCCUUGUAUGUGUAGUCUAUAUCAAUAGUACUGAUAAAAGUAAUACAGAUUACAAGGGGAGGAGUAGUAGGAUUGCUUAGGUUAGGUUACGUCUCGUUCGUUUGUUCGUGAAAUUGGUAUGCUGCAAGGUUGUAGUUGAAAUUGUUUGUUAUAUAUUUACUAAAAUGUCUGAACGUGAUUAUGCACCUUUAAGUCCUGCUUGUGUUAGAGCACUAAAUGAUAAACUGUAUGACAAAAGAAAAGCUGCCGCCUUAGAAAUUGAGAAAAUGGUCAAAGACAUGGUGGCAAAAAAUAAACCGGCUGAAAUUCGGAGGCUUCUGAAAGUUUUGGGACAGGACUUUGCCAACUCGCAGAACAAUCCUCAUUCCCGCAAAGGAGGGUUGAUAGGGUUGGCAGCCAUGGCAGUAGCUCUUGGUAAGGACACAUCAGAGUAUACGGAGGGACUGAUUCGACCAAUACUGGCCAACUUCAGCCAUUCGGACCUGCGUGUGCGCUACUAUGCCUGCGAGAGUUUAUACAACGUGGUCAAGGUGGCACGCGGCUCUGUUUUGCCACACUUUGUGGAGAUAUUCAAUGCCCUCAGCAAUCUGGCGGCAGACCCUGACCAGAAUGUCAAGAACGGUUCCGAAUUGCUGGACAGGCUGAUGAAGGAUAUUGUCACAGAAAGCGCCACAUUCGACCUAGUGGGUUUUAUGCCCUCUCUACGUGACCGAGUUCGCACCAAGAACACGUUCGCUCGCCAGUUCAUUAUCUCCUGGAUAUCAGUCCUCGACGCUGUGCCUGACAUCGACCUGAUCAUCUUUCUGCCCGAGAUUCUCGAUGGUCUUUUCAUCAUUCUGGCCGAUCCAACUCUGGAGAUAAAAAAAAUGUGUGAGAAUGUGUUGAGCGAGUUCUUAAGAAGUAUCAAGCAAGACCCAAGCCGUGUGGACUUUGCUGGUAUGAUCAACAUCCUGGUCAGCCAUUCUCAGGCCACGGAUGACUUGGUCCAAUUCACAGCAAUCACUUGGAUCAAGGAAUUUGUACAGCUGGCUGGCAAGGAGAUGUUGCCAUUUACAUCUGGAAUCAUGAUGGCUAUCCUUCCAUGUCUGGCGUAUGACACUGACGCACGGAAGAAUAUUAAGGACACAGCCAAAGCUGUUAAUUUCAGUCUCAUGAAGCUGAUAUCAUUGGAAGAUGAUUUUGUACCAGAACCUGUUGAAAUUAAGGCAGAAGGCGAGUCCAACCCUGAGAUGGACUCUCAGCUUGACCUGCCAUCUGUGGUGAAAGUGUUGACAACCCAGCUGAUACACACCUCUGUACAGACCAAGGUGGCAGUGCUACGUUGGAUAUACCAUCUGCACACUAAGUUACCAAACAGGAUGAUGUGCCAUGUCGAAGAUCUAUUCCCCAUCCUAUUGAAGGUUCUGAGUGAUUCUUCUGAUGAAGUAGUUCAGAAUGAUCUGGAAGUGCUGGCGGAGAUCAUGUCUCGACAUCCUACAGACAACAGACUAGCAGAGAAUCAGUCUGAGAGCACACUGAUGAAUCCCUACUUCACCAAGUUCAUCACAAGUCUCCUAAAACAGUUCAGUUGUGACAAACAUCUGCUGGAGGAUCGGGGCUCUUUCAUCAUCAGACAGUUGUGUGUACUGCUGAACUCGAAGGACAUUUACUUGACGCUUGCUCAGAUCUUGUUGGUUGAGGAGAACCUCAAGUUUGCAAGCAUCAUGGUUGAAACACUCAACACCAUUCUGCUCACAUCUUCAGAGCUCUUUGAGCUGCGGUCACAGCUCAAGGAACUUAAAAAUGAGGAGAGCAGAUAUCUGUUCCUGAGUCUGUACAAGUGCUGGUGUCACAACCCCGUGGCCACUAUAGCCCUCUGCCUCCUUACCCAGAACUACUCCCAUGUCUGCGAACUCAUCAGAAUAUUUGGAAACCUUGAGAUAACAGUGGAUUUACUGAAGGAAGUAGAUCGGUUGAUUCAGCUCAUCGAGUCACCUAUAUUUACUUACCUGAGACUAGAGCUAUUGGACACACCCCACAAUGAACAUCUGGUGAGGGCUCUGUACGGUCUGCUCAUGUUGUUACCUCAGGCAGAAGCUUUCCACACCCUGCGACACAGACUCGACUGCAUCCCCCGACUGCAGAUGUACCACAAACAAGAAAACAAGCCAAAAGACACCAAGAAGGAAGUGAACAACUGUCCGAUUGAUUUCAGCCAACUUGUAGAACAUUUUGUGCAAGUGCAAGAGAAACAUAAACAGCACAAAAUCGCGGCUAGGACUGCGACUUUGUUAGAAAAGGGUGUGAAAAAUAUAGAAACAUAGUUAAUAAGUGCCUUGUCAAUAUAGCAGAGUCAAACUAGUUUAUUUCUAUUUUGUUUAAAUACGUAAAUAACCACUGCUAAGAGAUAUGCUUUAAUUAAUUGGUAUUAUUAUCUUAAAUGUGAUUUUAGUUAUUGUAGUAAUAUUGUUAUUAUUAUAUUGUACAUUUAUUCAGUUUUAUUAGGUAUUUUUGUACAAAUAACAGGGUAACUCUCAACUAUGAGUUAUUUUCAAUAAUUUGCACUUGCCUUAAUUAUGGUAUUUACUAUUUUUUGUUGCACUUCGGUUUGAUAUAUGUGGUUCUAAUUACUAAAAUCAAAGCAUUUAAUUGUACUUAUCUGUCAGAUAUAAAACUUAAGUUAAGGAAUUAUUAAAUGAUUUUCUUGUACAUUGUAUGUACUACCAUUAUAUUUAUGUUUUAUAGUCAAAUUGUAUUUCUUGCAUGAUUACAGUUAUAGAGGGAAUUUUUUAGAGGUAUAAAACUUUAAAAUGGAAUAAAACAAAAAAAUGAUUUAAAAAAAAUUUAUUUGAAAUUUAUACUUUUCGAAAGAUAAUCUUCUGGCAUGAUAAAUUAAAUAAAACUUCUGGUAUAUGACCGCCACGGCAGGCUCGGAUAUAUUCUAAUCUGGUGCGGUGAAUGUGUCCUCCACCAGGUGGAUGUAACAGUGUCUAAACAUACACAUGGGGAUUAUCAGCAGUUUUGUUUAUUGACGUAUCCAUUCAACCAAAAGUGAACAUUUUGCUUGAAUGGUAAAUUUUGCUUCAUCGCUAAGCAAAAUUUACUUAUAAAAUCGGGACCAACAGCAAUCAUGUUAUGUAUUCAUUGUGUGGCUUCAAUUCUUGCACAAGUUGGAUUAUGUAAGCACGAAAAACAAGAUCUCUCCACAAAAUAUUCCAUAAACUGGGUGGACACAUAUCCAAUUCCUGUGUACAAUGUUGGAUAGACUGAUUUGGUUCUACACUACGCUCUACAUCAGCAAUGACUUCUUCUGAAUGCACUGUACGACAUCUCUGUGGUUGUGUAUUAUCAUUUAGAGUAUAUGUGGUGCAAAAACGUUCCAUUGUAAUUGAAUUAAUUACUUGAUGAACGAUUAUGUUGACCGUAAAAUGAAUUUAGUGCGUGAUACGUAUUUCGAACAGAACCAUGAUUUUCAAAAUAAAUUUGCACAAUGUGAAAGCGUUGUUCAGGCGUCAGUCUAUUCAUGUUGAAAUGCCAAACCAAACUAAACAUAAAUCACUUGACAACUGACAAAAUGGCCACCAGUUAAAAAAGUGUUGCCAAUUUAAAGUUGUCAGAGUUUAUAUUUUUAAAGCAGUGUUCUUAUUACCAAAUUCCCAAUGAGAAAGUGAACAACAGUAGUUGCCAACAUAAUAAUACCAAAGCUCAAGAACAUCAAGUGUGUACCGACCCCAGUAUCUAGAACACAUUUUGAGUGGUUCAUCAAAGCUAUGAGUAUCUAUGGAUAUUUCAAAUGGUUUUCAUUUAUAAUCGUGGAUAAUUCAAACUUUUCUUCCGGUUUAUUAUUUUGCUUAUUAUUUUAUUGUAUUAAAAGAAGGAACAAAUUGGACUCUGUCUAAAGCGAAAAAUAUUACUCUUAACCUACACCAAUUAUAUCCAGUCCAAAUUUUCUUCAGUGCUUUAAUGGUUAAAAUUUAUUUAAAUAAAUGUACAAGUGAGAAUUUUAAAUUUAUAUGAUACAUAAUAUUUGCGUAAUUGUAAAGCGACACUUUUAUUUCCCAUUUUAUUAUAAAUCAACAGUUUUUUAAUGUGAUACAAAUUUUUGAAAGUAGAUAAAGUUAACUGAUUGUAAGAAUUGUAAGCCCAGACUGUUAAAUUAGAAUUUUGGUAAUUUUAAAUACUUUAAAUAUAAAAUUAUUUCCAGAUUCCAGAUAAAAUUUUAUGGUCAGAACAUAGUGAGGGCAGUGAACUGAUUUUGAACUGGAUCUCCUUUAGUAGUAGUCCGAAUUUAUAACUCAAGGUUUCUCGUGCAUACUGUUUUACUCUCCACAGUAAGACCAAAUAUUUCAAGAACUUAAUUGUGCUAACGGUGUAAACUAAAAACAAUGCUAGCGAAACUGUGUCUUGCUAAAUGUAAACUAUAAAAUUUAGAUAAUAGUUAUGACAAAGGCCGGGUAAGUUUUAAGAACUAAAAUUAUCUAUUUCAUCUGUGAAAUUAUUGAAACUUUAGUUAUGUACAAGUAGUGUGUAAAUUCAUAUAAAAUAGUUGUUAUGUGAUUUAAAAAUGUAUUGAUAUCUUGACAAUUCAGUGACUUUGAUUACAUAAUUUUUUGUUAUUUGGACUGAUCAUUAACUGAGAAAACAAAUUGUACUGACAACUAGUAACAUAUUAUCAGUAUUUCAAUCUGUCGGGCUUGGUACUUUUUGUCACAACAAAUUGCAUUGUAUUUAUUCUGUGUACCAAAGUGUAUAUUCUCUGAAUUUAGCAUUUCUGAAAUACUACUUGUAUGAGCAUACAAUCUUGUGUUUUAUAAAUGUGUUCCUUAAUUGUACUUAUAAGUAUAAAAUUACUAUCAAUAUAUUCUCAAUAAAUACCACUAUUACCCUCUUCAUUAAGUUACAUUAUUUAAGUGAUUUAAUUAUAAAAUACUUACUCAAACUAGUUUACAUGUUCAAUUGUGAUAACCAAUUAAGACUUUUGUAAUUAGUUUUUGGAUACCUAAUAUUGAAUAUUAUACAAAUAGAACAUCUCGAAAUUGUUAUAUAAACCAUUACGUAAUGGAUACACAGGUUAGAUACUGUAGAGUUAUGUAGUAUACUGUAAAAAAAUAACUUUGUAAAACUGAAAUGAUUUAAACAAUAUUUGUAAUUUUAAACAGUUUAAACUUCAAAAUAUUUUCAGAUCAUCAUAAAUAAGAAGUGAUAAUUAUAAUAUAAAAAAAUUAAUGCAAUAUAUUGUAUUAGUUUGGAAAAAUAUGUUUCUUAAACAAUAAGCCAAGUAUUUUGUUCUUCGUCACAAUUUUACAAAGGAUUAUUAUCAGUGCUAUCUCUGUUAUUAAAUCAUUCCAUAAAUUAUGUUGACUAUGUAUGAAUUGCUGUAAUAUUAUGUAAAUAAUUGUAUGUAGUACGCAUAACAUAUAAUUUUUGUGAAUAAAUCAAAAUAUAUAAUAUGCU
Messenger RNA from Homalodisca vitripennis (glassy-winged sharpshooter), 5702 nucleotides. RefSeq names its product protein VAC14 homolog. The record is from RefSeq and is a predicted model, not a curated record. The transcript is spliced from 15 exons. NCBI's taxonomy places the organism in Eukaryota, Metazoa, Arthropoda, Insecta, Hemiptera, Cicadellidae. Gene Ontology annotation, biological process: phosphatidylinositol biosynthetic process; positive regulation of kinase activity. Bases 434 to 2572 code for a protein of 712 amino acids. Gene Ontology annotation, cellular component: PAS complex; endosome membrane.